Racocetra persica is the source of this 275-nucleotide messenger RNA. The record is from the annotation of a GenBank genome assembly. NCBI's taxonomy places the organism in Eukaryota, Fungi, Glomeromycota, Glomeromycetes, Diversisporales, Gigasporaceae.
UUCAACCUAAAAAUGUGAUACCAGAUUUAAAUGUUAUACCCAUCAAACCCCCAAGCCCCGUUUGUGAAACUGAGACAAGCGAACACCAGCGAGUACUUGUGUCCGUUGAAAAUAGCAAACCCGAGUUGAUUGUAAACAAGCCACUUGUCAAACCUAGUGUCAACCUAAAAAAAGAGGUGGACGAACACGCAGAACCCAAAAUUGUUAACCAAUUAGAACUCAAAUUAGCGUCAAAUGUCGAAUCCGUUAACGCCAACAAAAAUAAUCAAAAUUAA